UGAUAUCUAUAUAAACAAGUCAUAAUGUAGUUGGAUUCAUAAACCAUAAUCAUAGUAAAGCCAAGUUUAUAUCUUCGUAUACUUUUUUCGUAUCAAAAGAUUAUGUCGAAAUUUAGUUUCCUAAAGUUUAGUGGUAGCUUUUCGGGCAAGCCAAACUCUCCGCGAAAAAAUAUAUCCCAAAAGAACAGCUUCAACUCGAGACAAACACGAACAUCGAGUACCGAAAUGAGUUUCCAACCUAAAAAAGAUGAAAUGAAAUGGGUGUUUGAGAAAUUCGACACCAACAAAGAUGGCAAGAUUAGUCUUGAAGAGUACAAAUCAGCUGCAAAGGCUUUGGAUAAAGGUAUCGGUGAUGGCGAUGCAUUGAAGGCAUUCAAAGCAAUGGACUCUGACAAAGAUGGAUUCAUAGACUUUAAAGAGUUUAUGGAAAUGUUCAAUGGAGAAGGUAGUAAGAUAAAAGAAGAAGAUAUUAAGAGUGCUUUUCAAGUAUUUGAUAUAAAUGGUGAUGGGAAAAUUAGUGCUGAAGAAUUGUCUCAAAUUUUUAAAAGGCUAGGUGAGAGUUGUAGCCUUAGUGCUUGUAAGAAAAUGGUUAAAGGUGUUGAUGGAGAUGGUGAUGGUCUUAUAGAUAUCAAUGAGUUUACAAGGAUGAUGAUGAAUGGCAAGAAAUUAUUGGCUUAAGUGAUUAUGUUUAUUGGUAUAUAGAGGAGAAUAAUGUUGUUUAGUGCUUCUGAAGUUUUUGUCUUAAAAAUCUAGUACUUUAUUUUGCUUAUCCUUUUUUGAGUGCUAAAGUUUGGUUAAAUGCAUGGUGAUUAUCAUUCUUUGAUAGUUACUAGUGUCAUGUUUUGAAACUAAUAAAUUGAAUCUUAUUUUUGUA
Molecule: messenger RNA, 874 nt
Organism: Trifolium pratense (red clover)
Lineage: Eukaryota; Viridiplantae; Streptophyta; Magnoliopsida; Fabales; Fabaceae
Product: calmodulin-like protein 30
Exons: 1
Coding region: 103-678 (191 amino acids)
Molecular function (GO): calcium ion binding
Source: RefSeq, a predicted model, not a curated record